AUGUCGUUGGAGAAAUCCGAAGCUGACGAUGGCUGGACUCAUGUCAAGCCCAAGUCCCGUCGUCGCCUUGGAAAAAAACCACCAAAAGCGGUACACACAACCAAAGAGAAUCAAAUUCAUGCUGUACCGACGGAGAAUACUCGGUCUCCUGAAGAAAUCACCGCCGAAUAUCAGCGCAUACGCUCUGAAUUUGAGGCUACGAAGGCAGGCGAGGAGCUUCAUGAACUGAUGACCAAGAAUGGUCCGAAAGACGUGACACAAGCCGUUUGCCUUGGAAUAGGAACUUUCGAUCCGCCAGAUGGAGGCUGGGAAACGAAGAGACGCACUUUUGUCCAGCUCAUUGGGUUUCUCCUCAUGGUUGAGGCCUUGGAGAAACGAGAUGAAAUUAAAGUAAAAUGCUACUUCCAAGACCCUGUGUUUGGAGAGGCAGAUAGAGCUUUCAUUGUCUCUCUCGGGCACGAGGUGGUCAGCUCCCCUGAAGGUUUCGAGAAGGUGGACGGCAACACAGUUCUCUCGGGAGUGCACCUGUACCGCCCCAUCUACGCGAAAGCUCUCGAGAAGUGUCUCCCUGCUGUGUUUAUUGGCACAGACCUCGAUGUGUGGGAUACAGUUACACUGGGAACGAUGGAUGACUUGGCAAUGGCAAAGACCAUGGAGGAAACCUACUCAAAGAAGAAACACCCUCAGGAUCCGAUGAGCACUGCAUUCACCAAUACUACCAUUUACUGGCGGCCUCAGCUUUCUGUAGCUGCACCAUCUACACCUGAAAAGGAGCCAAAGGAGUCGCAAAUUCCAACCGAGACGACAAGCAAGAAUGACAAAUCUUAA
Molecule: messenger RNA, 828 nt
Organism: Clonostachys rhizophaga
Lineage: Eukaryota; Fungi; Ascomycota; Sordariomycetes; Hypocreales; Bionectriaceae
Source: the annotation of a GenBank genome assembly